Pseudo-nitzschia multistriata is the source of this 1624-nucleotide messenger RNA. NCBI's taxonomy places the organism in Eukaryota, Bacillariophyta, Bacillariophyceae, Bacillariales, Bacillariaceae. The record is from the annotation of a GenBank genome assembly.
GAGGAGGCCGGGGAGAAACAGCGACCAACACCCUCCGAGCGCAGACGGCGGCAAUGAAACAGGAACAGGAACCCCCCACCCAGCAACCAUGAGCCCGGUGACACGAACAGCCCCUUCGUCGUCGUCGUCGUCGUCGUCGUCGGUGUCCUCGUUCUCCUCGGUGUCCAUCGGCGGGAAUCGGGGCCGGGGGGACGGGCCAUUGGCCCCGCCGCACGAAACAAGCGACGCGAUGCCAAAUGCAGCCGGAGCCGAAAACAGCGGCAGUGACGGUGAGGACAGCGAAUGGAAGGGGAGCAGCGGGGCCGGCACCGAUUCGAGCGAAGACGAGCUUCCGGUCUCCACGCCCAAGCGGUCCCACCCGUCCCCAAAGAAGGGCCAAAAAUCAGGAAGGAAACAGGGCACCGGGGCCGACACGAAUCGUAGCAACAGUAAGAGGAGGAGGAGCAGCAACACUAGCAACAACAACAACAACAACAACAACAACAACGAACCAGACCCCCUCCCCGUGGAUGCCUCCGAAGAUCCACGGCCAGUCCCGCGGUUCCACCCCAGCGAGAAGGGAACGAACAAGCAGUGGCGGUGCGACCACGACUCGGACGACCACUCCUACAACGGCCUGGGCUUUGACGACUGGCGGAAGCGGGCCAAGCCACCGCCGCGGUCCAAGGCGAAGAGGGACGCCUCGGUCGAUUUCGACCGGCAGGGCGUCAAGGUCUGGGGGGAACGCCUCCUCUUCGAGACCCUUGACCCGACGGAAAUCGAUGCCCUGGUCGGGUGGGCGGCGGAAUCGGCCGGCGGGGGCAACAGCGGCGCCGGCGCCGGCAGCGAAACGCCGCCGCCCCGAAACCCCCUCCUGUCCCUCUCCGGGGAUCCCCCCCUCCCCCCGUCCCACACUUCCUACGUCGCGGGGAGGCUUCCGCAGGUCCACCGGGGCCGGUGGAACGGCGCAGCGGCGGCGGGUGACGGAAAAUCCCCGCCGGCGGCGGUCCCGGCCCUCGGGGACUCCGCGGCGGUGGCCGUGGGCAUCUGCCUGGAGGAGGCCCUCACGGCGUCCCUCCUGCCGCUGGCGGGCCUCCACGUGCUGAGGUGCCGGGCCCUCGAGGCCAUGGAGGCCGCGGACGGGAGCGGCCUCCCGCCCCUGGGCCUCUCGCCGACCGUCGCGCACCCGAUCACGGGGGAGGCGGUCCGGCUCGACCUGGCCCGGGGGAUCCGGUGGAAGACGGAACGGGCCUUUGGGGAGUGGACCCUCCCCCCCGAGGAAGCGAUCCUCAAGCUGGCGGAGCAGGGAAUGCUGCGGAGAAAAGGCCCGCAUUGCUCGGCUCCGGGGACCUCCAGGGUGCCGGGUCGGGAACCGUCCCCGGCCGCCGGGGAGGAAGGACCACGCCGCGGCGGCGGCGGCGAGGACCGGGACAACGAGAGCCAAAGCGAAAGCGAAAGCGAGGACCCCUUGGCCGUGCUGGAGGAACACUGCGGAUUGAAGCCCGGGGUCCUCUCCGCGAACCAAGAAAUCCUGGACCUCUUCGCAGAGAGGGAUCCCAAGCGACGACGGCCGUAAGGAACGGGAGUGGCGCACGCGAUUCCCCGUGGCAAGGCUUCGUUUUGGGAAAAAAUACGCUUGGAACAG